This is a messenger RNA of Ricinus communis (castor bean), 2328 nucleotides long. Its product is annotated as heat stress transcription factor A-2. Lineage: Eukaryota; Viridiplantae; Streptophyta; Magnoliopsida; Malpighiales; Euphorbiaceae. Gene Ontology annotation, molecular function: DNA-binding transcription factor activity; RNA polymerase II cis-regulatory region sequence-specific DNA binding. The record is from RefSeq and is a predicted model, not a curated record. The transcript is spliced from 3 exons. The coding region runs from base 145 to 1581 and encodes 478 amino acids. Gene Ontology annotation, cellular component: nucleus. Gene Ontology annotation, biological process: regulation of transcription by RNA polymerase II.
AUAGUGCUCGAAUUUCACACCAAAAAGGACAUCCUUGUUUCUCUAUAUACAUUUUCCUUGCUCUCUCCCCCUCUUAUCUAUUACAGGCAGUAUUCUCUGUGCAUCCUUUAUCCUUUAUACACACAUAGCAGAUAAGAGAUAGAGAUGGUUGCUCCUGAUACUAGUUCCUGCGGUGGCGGUGGAGAUUUUUCUCCGACGUUCUCUGCAACUUUCUUGCCAAUACCUCUUCAAGAAUCAACAGAACCAAUUGUAGAGAAGGAUGAUAAAUUCGUACAGCCAAGAGAAUCAAAUGUAGAGAAAGAUGAUAAAUUUGUAGAAUCUGUUAUUGCUAUUAAAAAAGAGGUAAUGCCGCUUGUGCCCGAUGAUUCGUCUUCAAGAGUAGUCGCAAUCAAAGAAGAAGAAGAAGAGGAGGAGGAGGAUGAGGUGGGGAAAGAAGAAAAAGAUACUGGUGAUUUUCGUGACAGUGUUACUAAUAAUAACAAUGGGUCAUCUUCUUCUUCUUCUUCAGUCGAUUUGCCUAAACCUAUGGAGGGUUUACAUGAGAAUGGCCCACCACCGUUUCUAAAGAAGACUUUUGAGAUGGUGGAGGAUCCUGAUACUGAUUGCACUGUUUCUUGGAGUGAAAAUCGUGGAAGUUUUAUUGUCUGGGAUGCUCAUGAAUUUUCUAAACAUCUUCUUCCUAAAUAUUUCAAGCACUGUAAUUUCUCUAGCUUCAUUCGCCAGCUCAACACCUAUGGAUUUAGAAAGAUUGAUCCUGAUAGAUGGGAAUUCGCAAAUGAAGGAUUUCAAGGAGGGAAGAAGCAUUUGCUCAAAAAUAUCAAGAGAAGAAGUAGGCACAGCAGGCCACAACAAGGAGCAGCAAGUAUUGAUGCUGAUUCUGCAAAACCUGGUUUGGAAGCUGAACUUGAAAAUUUGAAGAAUGAUCACGAUUUACUGAGGGUUGAAAUUCUCAAACUCAAACAGCAACGAGAAGAUUCCGAUAAUCAACUUAGCAUUGUUGAACAACGCAUUCGAUAUGCAGAGACCAAACAAUUGCAGAUGUUCAUUUUCUUUGCCAAAGCAACUAAAAACCGCAGCUUUAUUCAAAAUUUAAUCCACAAGAAAAAGCAACAAAGAGAACUAGAUGGGAGUGAGUUUGUAAAGAAAAGAAGACUGGUUCCAGAUCAAACCCAAACCCAAGUCCCAGAAAGCCCCAAUGCAGUAGAUGCAAGCCAAAGUGUCAUCUGCAGAAAUCAAGCUCAGAAACACUUGGCAACAAUGCAAACGGAACUUACUGAGAUGCUAAAAGAGAACACAGAGACCAACCCAAUGUCAAAACUAUUGGAGGCUCCUUUGACUGAUGGUUUCUGCGUUGAAGAUCAUAAGGCCAAUGUUAUGUGUUCAAAUGGACAGGAUUCUGUUUAUCAUCUAAUGUCAGAGACAUUACUUGAUGACAAUGUAAUUUCCGAGGAUUCAGUUGAUGAAGAUUCAGUUGUGAAUGACUCAACGUUCUACCUUGAAUUGGAGGAUUUGAUUGGAAAGCCACGAACUUGGGGUGGAUAUGUAACUCAUGAGCUGGUAGAGCAUGCAGGCUGUAUGUGAUCAGUUCUACUACCUUUCAUUACUGGUUUUGGAGUUAGAGAUGUAUUGUAACCCACAAUGGAGAUGCUAGGUAUCAUUAGAAAUAAAUGUUCAAUUUCCAACACACACACACACACACACACACACACACACACACACACGCUCGCUCUCCCUCCUGUUUCCCUGCCCCUUCAUUCCUUUUUUGGUCACCAAUGUUGGACUCCUCUGUACUGUAAGAAUUGCUUCUGUAAAUACCAACAGUCUACGAUACAGUAGGUGCAUCGUGGUUUGUAUCAAAAAACUAGUAAUAUUACUGGACAGAUGUUAAUGAUCAAGAUCAAGCAGAAGAAUCACUUUGUGUAGUUUCUGAGCCAUGCCACGUGUUUAACAAGGAGGGAAAAGUAGUAUAUUUGUAGUUGGGUGAUGGAACUUCAAGUAUUGAAGUUCAAGAUGCUGAUAAAGCGGGUGUUUAGAUGAGAUGUUUGUUGUCUAAAGACACCGGCAGCAAUAAUUGAUAGGUAUGGAGGCUAGUGACAAAAAUCUGCAACACGAGAUGCCAGAAACUGAGCACUUCGCAGGCCCUCUCCCUUCUUGCUCUUAUCCUUAUCGAUCCUUGUUUCCAUUAUUUUAUUGAUAGCCAGGGCCUCGGCCUUGUACUUUACUGGUAGGGUCAACAAAGCUUGUCUUUGUUUUAUAUUAUGUGAUAAUUUUUCACUGGAAAGUUAUAAAAAGAAAAGAAAGAAAGAGUUUGCGAGGCGUUUCCAGUCA